AGGUUUGGCAGGCAGAGGAGGAGCUGUCGCGGGCAGCCGCCUCACAGCGAUGGCGGCCGAUCAGGGCCGGCAGAGGUGGUGGCUGCGGCUCCGGCCCGAGACUGCAGUGGCGGCUGUAGCGGUGGGUGGCGGGGGCCUGUGACCGGGACCUGCCCCCGGAUCCGAGCACCAUGAGCCAAGGGCCCCCCACAGGGGAGAGCAGCGAGCCCGAAGCAAAGGUCCUCCACACUAAGCGGCUUUACCGGGCUGUAGUGGAGGCUGUGCAUCGACUUGACCUCAUCCUUUGCAACAAAACCGCCUAUCAAGAAGUGUUCAAACCAGAGAACAUCAGCCUGAGGAACAAGCUCCGUGAGCUCUGCGUCAAGCUUAUGUUCCUGCACCCGGUGGACUACGGAAGGAAGGCUGAGGAGCUGCUAUGGAGAAAGGUAUACUAUGAAGUUAUCCAGCUCAUCAAGACUAACAAAAAGCAUAUCCACAGCCGGAGCACCUUGGAAUGUGCCUACAGGACCCACCUGGUCGCUGGCAUCGGCUUUUACCAGCAUCUCCUCCUCUAUAUCCAGUCCCACUACCAGUUAGAACUACAGUGCUGCAUCGACUGGACCCAUGUCACUGACCCCCUGAUAGGAUGCAAGAAGCCAGUGUCUGCCUCAGGGAAGGAGAUGGACUGGGCACAGAUGGCAUGCCACCGGUGUCUAGUGUACCUGGGGGAUUUGUCGCGCUAUCAGAAUGAAUUAGCUGGCGUAGACACUGAGCUUCUAGCUGAACGAUUUUACUACCAAGCCCUGUCAGUAGCUCCCCAGAUUGGAAUGCCCUUCAACCAGCUGGGUACCCUUGCGGGCAGCAAGUACUAUAACGUGGAAGCUAUGUACUGCUACCUGCGCUGCAUCCAGUCGGAAGUGUCCUUUGAGGGGGCCUAUGGGAAUCUAAAGCGACUGUAUGACAAGGCGGCCAAAAUGUACCACCAGCUGAAGAAGAGCGAGACCCGGAAACUCUCUCCCAGCAAGAAGCGAUGUAAAGACAUUAAGAGGUUGCUGGUGAACUUUAUGUACCUGCAAAGCCUCCUGCAGCCCAAAAGCAACUCCGUGGACUCAGAGCUGACGUCACUUUGCCAGUCAGUCCUGGAGGACUUCAAUCUCUGUCUCUUCUACCUGCCCUCCUCACCCAACCUCAGCCUGGCCAGUGAGGAUGAGGAGGAGUACGAGUGUGGAUAUGCUUUCCUCCCGGACCUGCUCAUCUUUCAAAUGCUCAUCAUCUGCCUUAUGGGCGUACAUAGCUUGAAGAGAGCAGGAUCCAAGCAGUACAGUGCAGCCAUUGCCUUCACGCUGGCGCUCUUCUCCCACCUCGUCAAUCAUGUCAACAUAAGGCUGCAGGCGGAGCUGGAAGAGGGCGAGAAUCCUGUCCCGGCAUUCCAGAGCGAUGGCACAGAUGAGUUAGAGUCCAAGGAACCCUUGGAGAAGGAGGAAGAGCCGGGCCCUGAGCCUCCUUCCACACCACCUCCAGCGGGCGAGGUCAGAAAGAGCCGGAAGUUCUCCCGCCUGUCCUGCCUUCGCCGCCGCCGCCACCACCCUCCCAAAGCUGGUGAUGACAGUGACCUGAGUGAAGGCUUUGAUUCGGACUCAAGCCAUGACUCGGCCCGGGCCAGUGAAGGCUCGGACAGCGGCUCUGACAAGAGUCUCGAAGGUGGAGGAACAGCCUUUGAUGCCGAGACAGACUCAGAAAUGAACAGCCAAGAGUCCCGGUCAGACCUGGAAGACAUGGAGGAUGAGGAGGGGACACGGUCCCCAGCCCUGGAGCCCCCUAGGGCCAGAUCAGAGGCUCCCGAGUCCCUCAAUGGCCCAUUGGGCCCCAGUGAGGCCAGCAUUGCCAGCAAUCUACAAGCCAUGUCUACCCAGAUGUUCCAGACCAAGCGCUGCUUCCGGCUGGCCCCCACCUUCAGCAACCUGCUCCUCCAGCCCACUACCGAGCUGCACACGACGGCCCCCCACAUGCCGUGUGUCAACGGAGAUGUAGACAAGCCCUCAGAGCAAGCCUCGGAGGAAGGUUCUGAGUCAGAGGGGAGCGAGUCCAGUGGGCGCUCCUGUCGGAAUGAGCGCAGCAUCCAGGAGAAGCUGCAAGUCCUGAUGGCCGAAGGCCUGCUUCCUGCGGUGAAAGUCUUCCUGGACUGGUUGCAGACCAACCCCGACCUCAUCAUCGUGUGUGCACAGAGUUCUCAAAGUCUGUGGAACCGCCUGUCUGUCUUGCUGAAUCUGUUGCCAGCUGCUGGCGAGCUCCGGGAGUCUGGCCUGGCGCUGUGUGCCGAGGUCCAGGAUCUUCUUGAAGGCGGUGAACUGCCUGACCUCCCCUCGAGCCUGCUGCUCCCAGAGGACACGGCACUUCGGAACCUGCCUCCCCUCCGGGCUGCCCACCGACGCUUUAGCUUUGAUGCGGAUCGGCCCCUGCUCAGCACCUUAGAGGAGCGGGGCGGGCUCUGUGUCUCCUCACAGACGGCCGUGCGCAUCUGCUGCCUCCGCAGCUUUGGCCACUUCGUCUCCCGUCUGCAGGGCAGCGUCCUACAGUUCAACCCCGAGGUGGGCAUCUUCGUCAGCACCGCGCAGGUCGAGCAGGAGGGCCUGCUGCAGCAGGCCCAGGCGCAGUUCCGCAUGGCGCAGGAGGAAGCCCGGCGGAACAGGCUAAUGAGAGACAUGGCCCAGCUACGACUUCAGCUCGAGGUAUCUCAGCUGGAAGGGAGCCUGCAGCAGCCCAAGGCGCAGUCAGCAAUGUCUCCCUACCUCGUCCCCGACACCCAGGCCCUCUGCCACCACCUCCCGAUCAUCCGCCAGUUGGCCACCAGUGGCCGCUUCAUUGUCAUCAUUCCAAGGACAGUGAUCGAUGGCCUGGAUUUGCUGAAGAAGGAGCACCCAGGGGCCCGGGACGGGAUCCGAUACCUAGAGGCGGAGUUUAAAAAAGGAAACAGGUACAUUCGCUGCCAGAAAGAAGUGGGAAGGAGCUUUGAGCGGCAUAAGCUGAAGAGGCAGGAUGGAGAUGCCUGGACUCUCUGUAAGAUCCUGGACAGCUGCAAACAGCUGACUCUGGCCCAGGGCACAGGUGAAGAGGACCCGAGUGGCAUGGUGACCAUCGUCACAGGUCUUCCACUGGACAACCCCAGUGCGCUCUCAGGCCCCGUGCAGGCAGCCCUGCAGGCCGCUGCACAUGCCAGUGUGGACAUCAAGAAUGUUCUGGACUUCUACAAGCAGUGGAAGGAGAUUGGUUGAGACUGGCACCUGGGCCCUGCAGUGGGGCUGACUCCAGAUCUCUCCUGUCCACCCUGGGUAGUCACCCCACCACACGCAGACUCGGCACGCACACAGGAAGGCAGCCCGGCUGCACGCCGGCUGCAGGGAGGGCCCAUGCACGGCGGGAGGGCAGGGCCCCCACUGCUAAGAUGGGGACGGCAGGACAGUAAGGACGUGCUUGGAGCAGGAGAGGCCUGUGGGCCCCUAGCCAGCCUUCCUGCCUCAACCACCCCCCUCGUCAUCCCCAGGGGCAGGUGGCAGGCAGGGAUGUCUGCGUGUCACAGUGGUUCCUGGACCUUUGAGGGGUAGGGACAGCAGAAGGGUCCUUUUUCCUCUCCUGAAACACAGGGUCUCUGGGGCCAGGAGCUAGGACCCUCCAGCCCUGGAGGAGGAGUUGGCUAACACCAGACGUUGGGGUGUUUCUCUGCAGACCCUUCCCCUCCUCGAGGGACACCCAUCCUCGCAUCUCUCUCUGUGGGCGCCAGGCAGCUCUGGAGCCUUGGGGACUUUUGAGGCAGAGGGGCCUGGAGCUGUCUGCACAGUAGCAGGGCCAAGGCUUGCAUCCCUUCCUCCAGCCACAGGGGCUGCCCACCCAGGUGCCACUUCUGCUUUCUGUCUCCCCCUUUGAGCUUCCAGGGCAGGGAGCAGACCUCACUGACGGCUGCAGGCAGUCUAGCCUGUGUGCUAGGGAGGCUUCCUGUGCCCACCAGCACCACAGUCACCAUGCCUGUGCUCUUGGCUGCUGUGCUGGGACAGAGUGCGAUGCCUGUAAGAGGAGAGUGGGGCAUAGUUUAAGGCCACCAUCCCCUUACUCUCUAGGGAGGGGCCUGCGUUCAGGAGGGCAGCAGAAAGGAGAGGCUGCCCAGUCAGGGGCCCUCUGUCCUGAUAGGUUUCCCUGCUUCUGGCCUUUCCCAGGGUGGAAAGCCUGGUGGCACGAGCAUGGGGCUAGCUUUGUGUUGAGAUGAAUGUGCGAGCAGAGACCAGGGAUAGCUCAGGGCCGUGAAUGGAGCAGCAAAAGCAGGCUGUGUGGGGGAGGCUUUGGCCAGAAUUGCCUCAGCCCCUCCCCCUUGGGCCAGCUCCUCUGGAUGUUGGGGGUGGGGAUCUCAGUUCUGCGGUCCCCCACCCAGCUGCCCAGGCUGUUCUCAGAGGAGAUCAGGCUUCCUGCGUCCUUCCUCUCAGACAGCAAGUCUGGGACAACCUGGGGAGAGUCGUGUUGCUUCCCGCCCCCAGCCCCUGGCAGAGACUGAGACUGAAGCAUCACUUAAUAAAACCCCGGAAGCCCAGUG
This is a messenger RNA of Manis pentadactyla (Chinese pangolin), 4558 nucleotides long. RefSeq names its product SMG5 nonsense mediated mRNA decay factor (gene SMG5). The record is from RefSeq and is a predicted model, not a curated record. The coding region runs from base 171 to 3251 and encodes 1026 amino acids. The transcript is spliced from 22 exons. Gene Ontology annotation, biological process: nuclear-transcribed mRNA catabolic process, nonsense-mediated decay. Gene Ontology annotation, cellular component: telomerase holoenzyme complex. NCBI's taxonomy places the organism in Eukaryota, Metazoa, Chordata, Mammalia, Pholidota, Manidae. Gene Ontology annotation, molecular function: protein binding; telomerase RNA binding; telomeric repeat DNA binding.